Hydractinia symbiolongicarpus is the source of this 2801-nucleotide messenger RNA. Its product is annotated as coiled-coil domain-containing protein 178-like. NCBI's taxonomy places the organism in Eukaryota, Metazoa, Cnidaria, Hydrozoa, Anthoathecata, Hydractiniidae. The coding region runs from base 142 to 2679 and encodes 845 amino acids. The transcript has 23 exons. The record is from RefSeq and is a predicted model, not a curated record.
UCCUUGGUUGCUGCCAAAACAAAACAUGGUAGACGGAAUUACGACGAUGCAUUCAAACUUUUGUUAAAAACUUGAACUCAUGAUACUUUUAUUGCGAUAAGAAAUAAUGUCAAACCUGCCAAUUCAUGAGCCUGGUUAGCCAUGCUUUCAACAUUAUCAAUAACAAGUAAAUCAUUUUCAGAUGGAAAUGACCAUUCAAGACCAUUUAGUCAUAAAAGUUGUGAUUUCACUAGUCAUGCAUUUACUUGUAUAAACAAAGCAAAUGUAAAUUUGUCAAAAGUGAAAGAAAGUCUUGAAGAAUGGCAAAGAAUGCUCUCAGUGCAUCACAAAACAUUACAAGACCAACUUGAGGAAAAGAUUCUGAAGUUUAACGAAACUGAAUUGAUCACCCCAAAAUUUAAUUUGGAACCAAUCAGGAGUGGAGCUGCUUUGGAGGUCUUCGAUACGGAAAUUAUCAAUCCAACUGGAAAGUGUAAAAGCAUCAGUCCAGUUAAUGAUGAAAAGCUGACAGAUAUAGCUAUAACUCAGAAGCAUGUUGUGCAAAAUGUGUCCAAUCUUCUGCAACGAAUCGAAGAAGAUAGGAGUAAUACAGAAAAACUAUUGUAUAUAGAGCAAAGUAGGACAAAAUUGUUGCAGCAAAAAGUUGAUGCACAUGCAUAUAAACGAAUACAUGAGCUUCCCGAUGCAAUUCAAAAAGAACACGAAAGAUGUGCUUAUAAUGUUCAAGAGUUAAAGUGGCAUUGUGCAUAUCAAGGUCGUGUUGAAGCAAGACUAAUAGAAAAAGUUAGAGUAGCAGAAAUCGGCAAUAACAAGAUUACAGAAGAAAUUAACUUUGUCAAAGAAAACAGUCCUCUAAUAGAAGAUAAACUUAAUCUUGAAAAGGAGGCUAUGGCAAUAAUUCAGAAGAAACAAGAUGACACAGAUAAGGAGCUAAAAGAUACUAAACAGAAACUUGCUAAAACUGAGCGUGAAUUUGAACAAAAAAAACGACAAGCUGAUCAUGAACAAAGGAUGCUAGCCGAGAGAAUUUUAUCUCUGUCAAAUGAGUUAAAUUCAUCACUUGGUAAACUCCUGGCAUUACAAGAAGAACAUGAAGGAAUGAAUGAAAAUAUAUCUGACUUGCAAACAAAAAUAACUGUGACUGAAGAAGAAGGGGAACAUUUAGAGAAAAAGUUAAUUAAAUUUAAAGAAAUAGAAACUUUUUUGGAAGAACAGCUUGAAGAAUUAAAUGACAAAAUGUCUGAAGAAACUUUAAAGCAUGAAAGAAUUUGCAAGAACAAUGAGAAACUUACUAAGGAAAAAUCUGGCCAGAUGACAGCCUAUCAAAGUAUGACAAAAAAUUUGGAGAAUGAGUUAAAAAAAGAAACUACGGAACUUCAGCAACUUUUAAAAAGCAGCAGAAGUACUGAGAAUGAAAUUAAACAUAUUAGACGUAAAAUAGAGAACUGUGAAAAGCAAAAAAUUGCUGACUCAAAGGCUGUCAAACGUUCACUUAUCGAGAGAGAUAAAGUACACAAAGAUCUUCAGGUGAUCAAAGAAGAAACAGACCAAACACGAUUGAUCCACGAAAAACUUUUACUAAAACUGGACCAGGCACGUGGGAAAGCUGCAGAAAUUGAGGAGAAUUUAAUCACUCAAUCUGAAAUGUUGAAGAAACAAAACAAAGAUGAAAAUCAUGCUCGAGUGAUUCUUCAGGCUCGAAUAAAUGCUGACAUGGCAGCUUUUAAUUUCAAGAAAGAAGAAUCCGAGAGAAAAAGAGGAAAGCUUCUGAAAACCGAUCAUGAAAUUCAGUCUAUAUUAGCUAAAGUCAACGCUCAGGUUGAAAAGUUAGAUUCGAAGUGCAUGGAAAGAUUGAAGGCAAUCGAGGCAAUCAAGAAAUUGCUGUUGCAAAUUGAACAUAAACGAAAUGAACAAGAGAAAAUACUUACAUCGCAACUCAAUGAUCUGCUGCUAAAAGAAGACAAGUUGAAGGUUGAUUUGAGCGAUAUCUGCCAGAGACAGCAAGACAAAGAAGACAUGUCCGAUGGAUGUAACAAGAAAUUAUGCGACAUGGCAUCAUCCAGUGUGAUGAUGAACAAGUUGUUAUUGUCAAACGAACGUGCAAUUGACGAGUUAAAUGAGGAACUGAUUGAACUUAAUCUUCAAGUUGAUUCAGAAAAAGAUCUGUCAUCGAAGUUAAAGAAGUCAUUACAGCAAGUUCAAGAACGUGCAAUGUACCAUAGGAAACAACAUGAGUUACAAGCAGAGCAGCGCACAGCAUCUUGGGAGGAACUGAAGCAAAAUUUGGAGAUGUCAUUACAAGAAAACAAAGAAUUAGCCAUUCAAUACAUCAACCUUCAAAACGAACACAUCAGUAAGAAAAACAGUUUCAUCAACACAUAUGAGAAAGCUGUCAUAGCACAAGACGCAUUACAAGAUAAACAAACGCUCUGCGAACUUCACACUCGAUUACACGAAGCAUUAAAGUGUUAUUAUGAGUUACGUGGUAUACAAACAAGAGCUGGCUUAUCGAGGUUUGAAGAAAUGACUAGAAAAAGUUUCAUAAAGCUUGAAAAAGUUCAAAGAGAACUCGAAACAUCAACUCGAAAUAUCUCUGCUUUUCUUGCAGCUAACAAUACCGCUCACAACCAUCUACAUACCAAAAAAGCAUACCAUCCAAAAUUUACGAUAUCUUCUUAGUAUAGAUUCCUGCAUAUUUUUUAAAAGUUGUCAAUGUUUUAAAGUUUUGAUUUUGUAUAUAAUUCGAAGGUUUAGUUUUGUAAGAGAGUAUACUUUAACCAAGAUAAAAAUAAGAGAAACAA